ACGCAAGCGUAUGCGCGCGACUCCACCCAACGGCACAAAACAACUUGGCGAGCGCAGCGCGAGUCAUGGUGUCAAAGAGGGUCUCCUGAAGAACAAACUGCGCGAACUUUCACCAAAAGCGACUAAGAAGCUGCCGACGACCGUCUGGAUCUCACAUAAAUUACAAAAAGUCCACUUUACGAAGGAACUAUGCUUACCGACUGUCGACUUUAAAGCUAGCAGAGCGCAGCUAGCUCAAGAGUUUGGCGCCGCGAACUUCACGAACAGUGUGGAUACAGUGUAAAUAUAGCCAUUUAUAUAAUUUAAUACAAAGUAGUGUGAGGAAAAGAACUCUUUAAGGAUCUCUCCGAGAGUUUAUUCACUGUGUAGUUUGUCCGUGGACGGGAGGAGAUGGCUCAGUCGCCGGUAGCUGUUCAAGUUCCUGGAAUGCAGAACAGCCGAACAGACCCUGAAGAGUUGUUCACUAAACUAGAGCGGAUCGGGAAGGGCUCGUUCGGUGAGGUGUUCAAAGGCAUCGACCGCCGCACUCAGAACGUAGUGGCCAUCAAGACCAUCGAUCUCGAAGAGGCAGAAGAUGAGAUCGAAGACAUCCAACAGGAGAUCACCGUACUCAGCCAGUGCGAUAGUCCUCAUGUCACCAAAUACUAUGGCUCUUACCUAAAGGGUAGUAAACUCUGGAUCAUAAUGGAGUAUCUGGGCGGAGGUUCAGCUCUGGAUCUGCUGAGAGCCGGACCCUUUGAUGAAUACCAGAUAGCCACCAUGCUGAAGGAGAUUUUGAAAGGUUUGGACUACCUGCACUGUGAGAAGAAAAUCCACAGGGACAUAAAAGCUGCCAACGUGUUGUUGUCUGAGUCUGGAGAGGUGAAGCUGGCAGACUUCGGUGUGGCGGGACAGCUGACAGACACACAGAUCAAGAGAGAGACGUUUGUAGGUACACCGUUCUGGAUGGCUCCCGAGGUCAUCCAGCAGUCUGCCUACGACUCGAAGGCUGAUAUUUGGUCUCUUGGGAUCACUGCCAUUGAGUUGGCCAAAGGCGAGCCCCCAAACUCAGACAUGCACCCCAUGAGAGUGCUCUUCCACAUCCCCAAGAACACACCGCCCACCCUCAACGGGGACUUCUCCAAGACUUUCAAAGAGUUUGUGGACUCCUGUCUCAACAAAGACCCUGGAUUUAGACCAACAGCAAAGGAACUCCUGAAGCACAGAUUUAUCGUUAAACAUGCCAAGAAGACAUCCUACCUCACCGAGCUCAUUGACCGGCUGAAGCGCUGGAAAGCCGAGGGUCACAGCGAUGGAGAAUCAAGUUCUGACUCUGACUCGGAGCCCAGCAGUAAAGACAGUGACUCGUCUCCUGAGUGGUCCUUCACCACUGUCCGUAAGAAGAAGCCGGAAAAAAAGCAGCCCAAUGGGAUGGUUGAAGAACUGCAGAAGAAGUCAAGCAGUUUAACCACCGUCAUGGCUCCUGUUUUUUCAGAGCUGAAAUCACAGCACAGAGAUGAUGACAAGACGAGAGGAGUUCUGGAGCAGCUGGAGAAGAGCCUGCAUGUGGCUGAGGACAUCUGUCCUGGUGUCACCGACAGGAUGAUCAGCCAAAUCCUGGAGAGGGUGCAGAGGUUCUCUAUGAGUUAGUGCUACAUUGGGUCUCUGGGAACACGCCACCCUUCUGCUGUCAGCCCUGAUGACUACACCUUAACACACUCACACAUGUACAGAGACACACUAUCUUAUCAUAACCAAAAGGAGUUCUUUUUUUUUUUUUGUCCCAAAGAAUGGAUAUAUAUAUAUAUAUAUAUAUAUAUAUAGAUA
Messenger RNA from Carassius carassius (crucian carp), 1806 nucleotides. It is a transcript of the gene stk26, whose product is annotated as serine/threonine protein kinase 26. The record is from RefSeq and is a predicted model, not a curated record. Gene Ontology annotation, biological process: protein phosphorylation. Gene Ontology annotation, molecular function: protein kinase activity; ATP binding. NCBI's taxonomy places the organism in Eukaryota, Metazoa, Chordata, Actinopteri, Cypriniformes, Cyprinidae. Bases 391 to 1629 code for a protein of 412 amino acids. The transcript is spliced from 11 exons.